Messenger RNA from Lepisosteus oculatus (spotted gar), 3622 nucleotides. RefSeq names its product aarF domain containing kinase 5 (gene adck5). Lineage: Eukaryota; Metazoa; Chordata; Actinopteri; Semionotiformes; Lepisosteidae. The record is from RefSeq and is a predicted model, not a curated record.
GUGUAAGGCGAGCCUGGCAAUAGCGAGGGGAGGCGUCAGAGUCCUUGCUCGUUAACUAUAGGCAAAGGGCGACUGGCAAUCACAGCCUGCGUUUCCAUAUACUGUCCGGGCAUAGACUGGUUUUACACAUUGUUCUCCUUAGCGACAUGGCCGGAGAUACUUUCAGAGCGUUGCGGCUGUGUCAGCGCCACUGGGCACUGUUGCACCACAACCCAGGCUCUGCCCCACUGGCCCAUCUGAGCUCCUGGUCUGCAAGCCCGGAGUACACGGUGGGGAUGUCGGCCUGUCACCAGAGGGCUGCCGACCACAUGGUGGAAGGGGCCAUUCGGAACGGCGGCCUGUACAUCAAGCUGGGCCAGGGUCUGUGUGCCUUCAACCACCUGCUUCCCCCCGAGUACAUCCAGACCCUGCGCGUGCUGGAGGACCGGGCUCUGGACAGGAGACACAAGGAGGUGGACGCUCUGUUCCUGGAAGACUUCCAGAGCACUCCUGACCAGAUGUUCAAGACGUUCGACUACGAGCCCGUGGCGGCAGCGAGCCUGGCUCAGGUGCACAGGGCGGAGCUGCAGGAUGGGACUCCUGUGGCCGUCAAGGUGCAGUACAUAGACCUCCGAGACCGAUUCGAUGGGGAUAUACGGACAGUGGAAAUACUUCUGGACAUCGUAAAGUUCAUGCAUCCCAGCUUUGGAUUCCGAUGGGUGAUAAAGGAUUUGAAAGGAACGCUGGCCCAGGAGCUGGAUUUCGAGAACGAAGGCCGGAACUCGGAGCGCUGUGCCCAGGAUCUCAAACACUUCAAAUUCAUUGUCAUUCCCAAAGUUUACUGGGACAAGACCAGUAAGAGGGUCCUGACAGCAGAUUACUGUGAAGGUGUGAAAGUCAACGACGUGGAAGCAAUCAAGAAGCAGGGCGUCAGCCUGAAAGAUACCUCCGAUAAGCUGAUUCGAACGUUUGCGGAGCAGAUAUUUUACACUGGUUUCAUUCACGCAGACCCUCACCCUGGGAAUGUCCUUGUGAGAAGAGGUCCAGAUAAGAAAGCUGAAUUAGUUCUUCUGGACCAUGGACUAUAUGAAUUCCUGAGCAAAAAUGACAGGGUGGCUCUGUGUAAGCUGUGGCGAUCCAUCAUUCUGCGAGAUGAGCCAGCUAUGAAGAAGUACUCUGCUGACCUGGGAGUCCGAGAUUACUUCCUGUUCUGCGAGAUUCUGCUCCAGCGGCCCAUCAACAUGCGCGAUAUGGGGCUGGCCAACAUCCUUACGCGGGAGGAGACGGCCUACAUGCGGGAGAUGGCCAUGAACCGCUUUGAGCGAAUCAUGGAGGUCCUGAAGGCUCUGCCUCGGCCCAUGCUCCUGGUCUUCCGCAACAUCAACACGGUGCGCAGCAUCAACAUCGCCCUGGGGGCGCCUGUGGACAGAUACUUCGUCAUGGCGAAGAGUGCCGUGAAGGGGUGGAGCAGGAUACAGUCGGAUGAGCUCAGAGGGCUGCCCCGCUUCGGCGUGUUUCGCUGGCUGCGGGUAGUGUGGGAGAGCCUCAAAUUCGAAUGCGCAUUAAGGUCUGAGGUGGUGCUGAUGCACCUGACAGCCUCACUGCUUCGCCUGCUGGUUCAUUUCGGUCUCCUGCCCCCGGAUGAACAGGUGUACCAGUACCUGCAGCACUGACCUUGGCCGGCUCGGGGACGGGCAGGCACAUCUCAUUACCUCAUCCGCGCAAGACGAUCCAUCUCAAGCAGGAUUCAUACUUUUGUUGUGCUGUAGCAGACAGUACCGGUGCCACUGUGGUCCGGGUCUGCGCUGACCACUUGGGGAAAGCAGAGCACUUUUCAAAGGAAGGUCAGUGUCCCUCUCGGCGUCUUCACACUGGUUCUGACCAAAAAGCCAAAGCAGCUCAGCACUCUGUCCAGUAUUCACACUGGGAACACUGGUAAAUGAACUAGACCUGGAUCAAAAUGCAACAUGGACCUUGUUUUUUUUAGGCAAAACGACAAUGCAAGACUUUUGAAGAAGAAACGAAUGCAGACCGGCUGAUACAAAUAUCGCUUAUUAAACUUGUAGAUGUUGUGGUUGGACUCAACAAGUACACAUCAAUCUAGUCUUCAAACUGUGAGCCCUUUGCAAAUAGCACUCAAAGUAAUGUGUUUGCACACAUUGAGAGGGUGGAAAGAAAGACCAUGUUUAACAGUAGGGGUGAAUUAAAAAUAUUUUUACCUUCAGUUUUAAAUACGUGUUGGAAACAUGCAAUAUUAUUUUGCUGACAUUUCAUCACUGUCAGAUUUUUAUGUCUAUACUCUUGUGAUUUAUGAAGUUUCCAAAGUUAGGUAAGUUCAGUGACAGUUUUGUCAAGCUUCGUCUAUUGCUUGGCGGGGACUCCUGUUUCCCUGCACUACAAGAACGUGUUUUGCGUGACUUGUGUUGCAAGAGCCUGCUGGAUCUGGGGUGUAGCUCAGCAUGUGACAAGCACUCAGGGUAAGUGGCUUUGCAAGAAUCCUGUAGCCACACCUCUACAUUUAAUAGCACUGCUACACUAAUAGUCUAGUUAUUUGGAAGCUAAUUUACUCGGUACAAGAGAGAAAUUUGUAAAGGUUAGUAAAUGUCUCCAGUUCCUCUGGGUGUGUAUUGUGGACAGAUGGUCAUGCAGUCGCCCUCAGUCCUACACUUCCAGAUAUGCUGCAGGUCUCCACGGCCAUUCCUGUGAAACUGAAGUUGUACUAGGUGAACAUACUGAAGAUACUUGAUUCCUGACUGGAUGGAAAGGCAGCAUCCAGGAAACCAGGCCUCUUCGAUUUUCACUUUUUCAGUUGUUUUUUAAACUAACCCAGGUGAAAGACUUAACUCGCUAAGUAAAAUUUUCACUAAAUUUGGAUUCAGCCACUUCUGGUUUCUAGAGCACCUGCUUUGUCUCUUGAUUAAACAGGAAUUGCGAUCUCAAGAAAACUUACUGAAAGUUAUGUCAUAGAACAUUUUACAUUCACAUGGUUUUAAACUAACAUUUUGUGUUGAGAAAUACUGCAGAUUUUAUUGAACUUAAGAAGGCCACUUAAAGAGUAUGUGUCUUCAAUUAAUUACCUGUGCCUUGCGAGUUGCUGUUAAAAUAUCGAGUUGCCUGCUGUUCAGCGCCUUUUUACUGUAGGAGUGGUCCUGUUUUAAGUGUCAUCAGGUUUUCCCUCCGCUUAAGAAUUUGCUGAUCAAAGGUUAGACUGAUUACGGUAAUAGUGUAUAAUUUUAAGGUGUGAAACUAACUAUCAAUAUAACAAUAUUACUUUAAGCAAUUAUUGAACAGUACCUCAUGUGCUAUCCUGUGUAAAAAAAAAUCCAAAAUGCACAAUAUGCAUACCUCGUUAUCAUGAUUAGAACAAAAGUUACAAAUGAGAUUUUUACCUGUCUUUGUUUCUCUUCCAGACAGUUUGCAUAGAAUUAAGUAUGUUUUACAGGCAACAGUCUGCCCUGACUGAUAGACAUCUCUGGUCUUUUAUGAAAAUGAAAAGUUUGCUUAAUUUUUUGUAAUUAUGCAUAAACUAUUUAUAAACAGUGGUGAUAAUGAAGCUUAUUUCUGUGUUGAAAUGUUGCAGUUCUGUAAUCAGGUCUUUUUUCUAUCUGAGAUUCCAAUUUCAUUAAAAGCCCAGUCAAGCCAA